Oreochromis niloticus (Nile tilapia) is the source of this 1932-nucleotide messenger RNA. Its product is annotated as zinc finger BED domain-containing protein 1-like. The transcript is spliced from 2 exons. Lineage: Eukaryota; Metazoa; Chordata; Actinopteri; Cichliformes; Cichlidae. The record is from RefSeq and is a predicted model, not a curated record. The coding region runs from base 652 to 1854 and encodes 400 amino acids.
UGUGUUCUCCAUUCUUUAAGCACCGGUUUGAGCACCGUUUAAGCACCGGCACCGUUUCAAAAGUACCGGUUUGGCACCGGUAUCGGAUAAAACCUAAACGAUACCCAUCCCUAAUUGCUAUGCAGGUGGCUUUGAGUGGGCCACUGGACCUUUCUUAAUCUUCUCUUCAUGUCCAAACAACGUCUUGCUACUUGCUCAAUUUUCACUCAACCCCCACAAAUUAUACAUCAAAGUGUAGGUAUUUUUGCUGGCUUUCAGAAAAUGUCACUAUGAUUGUUGUAGGAGUUACAGAUUUCUGGCAAAUCUCCUCAGAGCAACACAAAGUCUGAAAACUCUCCAUAGAAACUCAAUGGAGACUUCGCUUGAAAUCACAGCUGGAAUUCUCUAAUGAGACACAUUUUCCAAUCGUCAUAUCUCCUUAACGAAGCGAAGUUAAGACAUGAGGCUUGUGCCAAUAUAUCUUCAGACACUCCUGACGCUCACAAUUCAAGAUUUUUUUUAUCACUUAUUACUAUAGCUGUCGAAAUUAACGCGUUAAUUGCGAUAAUUAAAUUUUGGAAUUAAUUACGUUAGAAUAUUUAACUAUUUGGCGCAACACGCAGAAAAGUCGCUCCCAUAAUUCCACUUGAUUUGUUUACCGCGCCACUGAAAAUGGAGAAGCAGGAACAGGAUGGCCUUCUGGAUGGGGAAUUUAAAUACAAGAAGAACAUAGAUGGGACAAUAAACAAACGCGUUGUAAUUUGCACUCACUGUAGUAAAGAGUUUCAAUUUCACCGUUCAAAUUCGACCUUAAAAUACCACCUUAAUGCCAAACACGCGUUUGUCGGGGCAGCAGCUUCACCCGGCCUGCGUCAGACCACUCUUAGUGAACGCAGGCCACUCGGUAAGUCUUCUUUGGACAAACUGACCGACAAUAUAGCCAAAUGGAUAGCAAAGGACUGUAGACCGCUAAGCAUUGUGGAGGACAAGGGCUUUGCGGAUGUUUUAAAGGUUGCAUCUCAGGACGCGUCCUACAAGCCCCCAGCGAGACGCACAAUAACAAUUCGAAUCCACGAACUGUAUGAAACGGAGAAAAAGAAAAAAGAAGAGGCUUUAGUUCACACAGAAUGCGUGGCUCUGACAGGAGACCACUGGACAUCAUUGAGUAAUGACAAUUACCUGGGAGUUACUGCGCAUUUAAUCACUGAAGCCUGGGGUCUGACAUCCUUUGCGCUGACUAUAAUGAAAACGGAAGAGCGGCACUUUGCGGAGGCUUGUGCAGAGCAGUUCCAGACUGUUGCUCGCAGGUGGAGAAUUGAGGAGAAGGUGACAACAGUAGGCACGGACAGUGCGCGCAAUAUGAUCGCCGCGGCUUGCAUCAUGCCAUUCAAUCACAUGCCGUGUACCGCGCACAUUCUACAGAGAUGCAUCACAGUGAGUCUCGCAGACAGUGGCUUUGUCACUGCGCUGGCCAAAUGCCGCAAAAUUGUUGGCCAUUUUAAGCACAGCCCAGCAAACACAGCAGAGCUGAACGCAGAGCAGGUGUCACUGGGGCGCAAGCAGGAGCCGUUGGCCCAGGACGUGCCUACGCGCUGGAACUCCACGCUGGAGAUGGUGAAGCGCUUGAUCCGCAACCAAACUGCAGUAACCGCGACUCUGGAUAAACAAAAGCAUAAACUUGUCCUCCUGACGCCUCCAGAGUGGGACAAACUCCAGAGACUGGAGACACUUCUAGAGCCCUGCAGAUAUGUGACUGAACUGCUGGGAGGAGAGGCCUACGUCUCCUGCUCUGUAGUUCUACCAGCCUUCUGCCACCUGCGCCGUGUCAUGGAAGUAACUGAUUCAAUUCAAUUCAAUUCAAUUUUAUUUAUAUAGCGCCAAAUCACAACAAAAGUCGCCUCAAGGCGCUUUAUAUUGUACAGUAGAUAGCACAAUAAUAAAUACAGAGAAAAA